Molecule: messenger RNA, 2012 nt
Organism: Astyanax mexicanus (Mexican tetra)
Lineage: Eukaryota; Metazoa; Chordata; Actinopteri; Characiformes; Acestrorhamphidae
Gene: ccdc97
Product: coiled-coil domain containing 97
Exons: 9
Coding region: 353-1345 (330 amino acids)
Source: RefSeq, a predicted model, not a curated record
GGUACAGUUGAAGCGGAACCGCUGAGUGCAGUGAGGCUGGUGAGGGGGAAGAUUAAUCAGGGCGCACAGGCAGACAGCUGUGUCAGAACGUAUCUAAACAGUAAGAGCGUUUACUGUAUAAUAUCAGCUUUAUUAAUGUAGCUGAAACAGAGGAGAUGGUUUUACCAGCGCUGAUAUAAUACAGGUGCCUAGGUUGGGAAACGUUCAGUAAACCGUCCACUGUGGGGACGUCAUAUCUGAAAAUAAUUUAAACACAUUUACGAGGAAGUUAAAGUCUAAGUCUAAGUGUUCCUGACUCUCUGAUAAUCCCAGCCUAAACAUACAGCGAUAUUAAACACUUCAGUGAGCAGAAAUGUGGGGUGAGAUAGAGCCAAGCUUCAGACCACAGAGUCCAGAGACUUUUGAAAACGAUCAGCCGCUGAGGGAUGACCAGGAGGAAGAGGAGGAGGAGGAUGAAGAUGAGGGUGACGACAUGAUGCAGAGUGCUGCUGUGGUUUGUGCUCAGUCUACAGCACCCAAGGGACCGGGAGAAGUUUCCUCCUGUGGUCUCAGUGCCAUGAUUGAGGCCAUAGCGUCCAGUGGAAGUCCAGUGAAGAGCCAGCAGCUGGGAGAGCCGGAUCUUUCUGUAGAGGAGAAGAAGAAAGUCCUGCUGGAACAGUAUGAAACCAAGCCUUUAGUCUUCCUGGAGCGUUACCACGCACACAUGCAACCAGAGCACUUGGAGGCCUUCUCUCACCUGAGCAGUGACUGCAGAGCACAGUACUACUGCACAGAGGUCCAGAAACGAGCGUCCUGUUCAUCCAACAGAACGAGAGUCCGCAACCACCGAUAUGCAGCCCUCCGAGCACUUCAGAAGGAGGGCCAGUACUUCAGUGAGGAGCAGAUGAGGUUUCGGGAGCCUCUGCUGUAUGAGCAGUAUAUUGGACAGUAUCUGAGCGAUGAAGAGAUCCUGCAGCGAUCUGAACAAGCCAUGCAGCAAGGCCCAGCCUGUCUGUCUGACCUGCUCAUCAGCUCCUACCAGGAGAAACAGCUCCAGAACCGACUGCAGGAGGAGCAGGACAGAGAGCAGUGUGCAGAGGAGGAGGAAGAGGAGGAGGAAGAGGAGGAGAAUAAUGCGUCUAGACAGGCCGAGUGGGAGCCCAGUGCUGAAGAGAAGGCUAUGCUGAGAGAAGAGUUUCUGAGUCAGAUGCAUCAGCGAUUCCUGGAUGGCAAAGACAGGGACUUCAACUACAGUGAAGUGGAUGAGAACCCAGAUUAUGAUAACCUGGACAUCUUAAACCGUGAUGCUGAAGAGCGCUACUUCGAUGAUGAUGAUGAUAAUGAUGAAGAGGAGGAGGGUGAUUAAGAAAAGGAAAACAAGAUGGACUAAUCACUGCUGUUUGAGUUUUAAAUAGAGAAGAAGUUCUACCUUCAGCCUCCCCUGCAGACCUGCUCUCUCCUGAUGACGGAGUCUUGUGUGCGCCGUUGGCCUGGGGUGGAACUGUUGUGCAGAAGCUGAAAUUAUUCCACAAGAGGGGAUUAUUACCUUACAUAAGAUCUCUCACACACACACACCUGCUAAAAACACCAAUUCAGCCCAGUACAAUACAAACAGCUCUUUAGAAGAGACAGAGUGAUAUAAUUUAUAUUAUACAGAGCAUUACAGUCUCCCUAUAUAAAAUAGUAACAGUUUCCUAUAGACGGUCUUAGCUACAUGAAAAAUGCUCAGUGUCCUAUUAAUUAGAUUAUUCACUUAUUCAAAGCAUGAUUCAGAGUGUUCAUUCAUUUGUCAUCAGAAAAUACUAAUACUUAAUCAUUUUUUUACUCUCCAACACAAUUUUGUGUAUUUCAAUGUGUUUUUAUCAAACCUGUAUCCCUGUCUACAUAUGAAACACGUCUUUAAAAAAAAAGUACUAAAAAAUAUCCGCUUUGUUUCAUCCCUCUGCUAAAUUGCCAUCCAGUCACACUAACAUGUUUUGUUCUUUUAAAAAAAUGGUCUGUAAUAAAAAGAUCACAAAGAGGAAGUGACAUCA